AUGAAGGAUCCAAAGGGAUACAGGGCCCACCUGGCCCUCCAGGUCUACCAGGUGGUGAUGGGGCAGCUGGAAAACCUGGACCUAGGGGAAGCCUAGGGUCCCCAGGAACUCAGGGGCCACAAGGGCCAGCAGGAAUCCCAGGCCCACAGGGUGCUGCUGGGAUGUUAGGAGCAGCAGGGGAAAGAGGAAACAAGGGUUUACCUGGCUUGCUUGGUGAUGCUGGCCCCACCGGACAAGACGGACAACAGGGUCUCCCUGGCCAAACAGGAAAUGAAGGCCCACCUGGACAGAAAGGAGACCAGGGGGACCAAGGGUCUUGUGGGAAACUUGGUCCUCCAGGAUCUCCAGGAGAGAGAGGACAUGAGGGCCCAAAAGGCUUACAAGGACCACCUGGACAAGUGGGAGGAGAGGGUGAUGUCGGGCAUCCUGGUGAACCUGGAGAUCCUGGAUCUGAAGGGGAGAAGGGUGAGGUGGGGCCUCCAGGUUUGUCUGGUCGAGAAGGCCCUUGGGGAGACCUGGGAGAAAACGGCGAAAGGGGCCCAAAGGGGGAGAAGGGCCACAAUGGACUAAUGGGUGAACCGGGGCUGAUGGGUGAGGUGGGACCUGCAGGUCUGGCGGGGUUACAGGGAAUCACAGGCUCUCGGGGACUCCCGGGGCCAGAUGGACCUCAGGGCCAGAAGGGGGAGUCUGGCUCUGUGGGAAUUACUGGACCUCCGGGGUCAGGAGGCCCUCGGGGAAUAACUGGCUCUCGUGGUGUCAGAGGAGACGCAGGGGGGCUGGGACCACCUGGUCCAGUAGGAAAAGUUGGACCUCAGGGAGACCAGGGAGCUAAAGGGGAAGUGGGGUCACAGGGACUGAAGGGAGAGCCAGGAGCUCCAGGUCCACCAGGGGAACAGGGUGAGGAUGGUCUGCCAGGAAUCCAAGGUCCUCCGGCUCUGCCAGGGUUUGAGGGACCUCCAGGAGAGAUGGGCCCCCAGGGUCCCCCAGGUCCCACAGGGGCUCCUGGAGUAAAAGGAAGAGCAGGACCUGAGGGGAACCAGGGCAUGUCUGGGGAGAAGGGAGACGAUGGCGAGAAUGGAUCACCAGGGAAGCUGGGUCAUGUUGGAAAGAGAGGGAAACGGGGGAAGGCCGGAGUCAGAGGGACCAGGGGAGACAGAGGACCGAAGGGCCAAAAGGGAGACUCAGGGCUAGUCGGCCUCCCUGGGUGGCCAGGGCUCAUCGGAAUCGCGGGCUUACGUGGAGAGCCAGGGGAUCAAGGUGGAAAGGGGAAAGAGGGGGAGAAGGGAGACAUGGGAGUGCCUGGACCACCUGGAGCUGAUGGCGUGAAGGGUAUUCGGGGUCCUGCUGGGUUGCCUGGUCCACUGGGCUUGAAGGGGGAGCAGGGAAAUAUUGGUGUACCAGGACCGAGGGGUACACCAGGGAUGCCAGGGCUGCCUGGUUUGUUUGGAUUAAAGGGUUUGAAAGGCUACCAAGGUUUCCCUGGUCUGCCUGGCAGGAGGGGGCUCCCAGGUCCACCUGGGCUUCCUGGACCCCCAGGACAGUCACUAAACAUGACGUUGACUCAACUCAAGGACCUGAUGUAUAUGUCCGAUAAGCCCAACUACCAUGUGGUCCAGACUGUGCUAGAUUCUCUGCAGCAGGAGCUUUGGCUGCUGCUGGAUCCUCCUGAUGGCAGCAAGGAGCACCCUGCCACCACCUGCCUGGAGCUCUGGCUCUGUCACCCCGAAUACAGCAGCGGAACGUAUUACAUUGACCCCAACCAGGGCAGCCCAGCGGACGCCCUGCUGGCCUACUGCAGCUUCUCUUCCACAUCAAAACAGACCUGCCUUCAUCCCCGACACUCGCAGUUGCCGAUGAAAGCCUGGAUGGAAGAAUUUUCUGAAGAAGGAUCCUUUCAGUGGCUCAGCAAGCUGGAGCAGGGGUUUCAGUUUUACUAUCCAGGUGCUAAUGUGGUCCAGAUGCGUUUUCUGAGGUUGCACAGUAGCACUGCCGUCCAGAAUAUGACCCACUCCUGCCAGCCAGGACACAGACUGGGCCAGGCAGACAGAGACGUCAAAUUCCUCACUGACUCAAGGAAGCAAAGUUACCUCGGAGCACUUAAAGACUGCGUGCCUGGAGAGGAGAUAAUUUCUGGACCUCGGGAGUCUGUGUUUGAGUUCGAGGACCUCCAUCUGCUCCCCCUGAGAGACGUAGCACCAAUGGGAGGUGGAAACUUCACACACCAGUUUGGCUUCACCGUCGGGCCUGUGUGUUUCAGCUAGAGGCGCUAGAAAACGGUGCUGUCCCAGAAGACUCGCAGGUCCAGGACACAAACCUCUGUUCAUCUCAUGGACACCUAGAGGACAACUGGAACAGAAGAUGUCCCUUCCUUUUUCUCUCUCCUUGUUUUCAGGGUAUUCAAUCUCUCAAGUUGAAUGACUCCGUAUUCAUGAAUUUGGGAGGACACAAGCGUACCCAGGCUUUUUUUUUCACAGAGAAGUCAAAUUUGUUUACAGAGACGUUUAUCUUGUAUUGAAUAAUUUAAAAAUGUAUGUUUUUUUUUUUUUAUCCUUUUAUAUACAUAUGUUUUUUUUCUGUUUGAUUUUUGUUAUGUAUUUUGGGCUUCUGUCAUAGCUUGCCCAUUGUCUAUAUAAAAGCCAGACUGUCCUAGCUGACCUCUUAACAAUGUGUUCUGCAUGGGGACACAGCUACUGUGGUCUCAUUGGCCGAAUGUGACCCGGCGGCCAGUAAUCUCUGACUCUCUGUCCACUACUUUAGUACUGUAAGUGACCUCAGGGUGUCACUUUUCUCAUGGUGCCGAUUUUCUAUGAAAGACCAUUUCUUUAAUCCUAAAAACAAUAGAAGUGGACAGUCACAUUGUCUUGGUGCUUCCAGUUGUCAACAGCACAGUUCCUCAUUUUGUUGUAAUACAAAACAUUGUUUGUCUUAUACAGUUUCAUGUUAUUGUAUGGUUUUUUGUUUUUUUUACGUCUCAGGUAUGAUACAUUCAUGAUAUACACAUGGGCACUGAAGCUGCUGUUGCCACAGUAUGUUGGUCAGUUUUGUAGUUUAGCAUUAAAGCAAGACUUAGGAAAUGUUUAAAGAUAAAUCCAUGAAAAGACCAAAAUCAACACUGAAUUAGUUCAACCAACAAGUAUUGUGUGUAUCUAAAACCUCAUACUGUAUAUCUUCUUCCACCUUGCCAUUGAGCUCCAUUGUUGUUCCAAAGCUAUUAAAAACACACGAGUGAGGAACUCUGUUGCACUGAG
Molecule: messenger RNA, 3248 nt
Organism: Perca fluviatilis (European perch)
Lineage: Eukaryota; Metazoa; Chordata; Actinopteri; Perciformes; Percidae
Product: collagen alpha-1(II) chain-like
Exons: 31
Coding region: 162-2261 (699 amino acids)
Molecular function (GO): extracellular matrix structural constituent
Source: RefSeq, a predicted model, not a curated record